AUGACCAAAAUUGACUCCCGUCUCAAUGUGACCCCGGUUGCCCCGGAUGAGAUCUUCGCCCUGAACGCUGCCUACUUCGCCGACGCCGACCCGCAGAAGGUCAGCUUGGGCGUUGGUGUCUACCGGACCGACGAUGGCAAGCCCUGGCCCCUUCCUACCGUCCAAAAGGCCGAGAAGGCGCUCGUCGCGGACGACGACCUCAUGCGCCACGAAUACACCGCCAUCGAGGGUGACGUGCCUUUCCUCCCAAUUGCCCGUGAUCUGAUGUUCGGAUUCGAGGGCAAGCAGAGCGAGGAAGAGGCCAAGGCUCGCAUUGGUACCGUGCAGACCGUCGCCGGUACCGGUGCCAACCACCUCGGUGCUCUGUUCCUCGCCCACCACAUGAAGCCCCGCAGCGUCUGGCUUUCCAACCCCUCCUGGGCCAACCACCAGACCAUCUGGGACCUGGCCGGCGUUCCCCGCAAGACAUACCCGUACUACCAUGCCGCGACCCGGUCCUUCGACUUUGAGGGUAUGAUCAACACCCUGGAAUCCGAGGCUGAGGAGGGUGAUGCUGUGCUCCUGCACGCUUGUGCACACAACCCCACCGGUCUGGACCCCAACAAGGAGCAGUGGGUUGCCAUUGCCGAUCUUUGCGAGCGCAAGAAGCUCUUCCCCUUCUUUGACUCGGCCUACCAGGGCUUUGCCUCGGGUUCCCCCGAGGAAGACGCCUGGGCCGUCCGUUACUUCUUUAACAACAAGCCUGACAUGGAGAUGUGCGUGGCCCAGAGCUUCUCUAAGAACUUUGGUCUUUACGGCCAGCGUGUUGGUGCUUUCCACUACUGUCUCAACCGCAGCUCGACUAGUAUUCGUGACGUUGUCGUUGGCAACCUUUGCCAUCUCAUCCGUGGCGAGUUCUCCAUGGGCCCCCGUAGCGGUUGCAGCAUCGUCAAGAAGAUCCUCACCAGUGAGGAGCUUACUGCCGAAUGGUACCAGGACCUGCAGGUCAUGAGCUCGCGCAUUAAGACCAUGCGCCGGGCUCUUUACGAUGAGCUUGUCCGCCUGCAGACUCCUGGCACUUGGGAACACAUUAUCGACCAGUCUGGCAUGUUCUCCUACACUGGCCUCACCCCCAAACAGGUUUAUGCUUUGAAGGACAAGUACCACAUCUACCUGCUCAAGUCUGGCCGUGCCUCCAUCAGUGGCUUGAGCCAGAAGAAUGUCGCAUAUGUCGCACAGGCGAUUGACGAUGUGAUUCGCAACGAGAAUUAA
Messenger RNA from Penicillium olsonii, 1251 nucleotides. The record is from the annotation of a GenBank genome assembly. NCBI's taxonomy places the organism in Eukaryota, Fungi, Ascomycota, Eurotiomycetes, Eurotiales, Aspergillaceae.